CUGCCCAAAUGCACGCACGUUUUACAUCCACUUAAGAAAGGCUUGUUCAGUUCUAGACCUUCCCCCUUUGCUGUCUGAAUCGCAGGACCUCUCUGAUGGGUCGCUGACAUGUGUUGCUAGGAUUCACGCCAGCAAGCUUUCAAACUCAACAGACAGGAAAAAAAAAAUUGAAAGUAUAUCCAAAUAAGGCCGACGGUAACACGUCCGGACGUUUAAUAAUCUGUAUUCCUGGAAUCGUGUUUCACUUCCCUAAAAUCCAAAAACAUCGUUUCUUUCAGAGUAGGAGAAUUUGGAUUCCAAACUGGGAGCAGAAAAGGUUGUUGACGCUACUAUUCUACUUUUCCUGGAGCACCCAUCAACGUACUGCUUAGAGCGAUGGGGGAUGUCCAGCUUGUGACUAAGACCAGCCUGACCUUAUCCAGGGGUUCCCCAAAUAGCGAGCCCCCAGCCUUCACCCUCCCGCCCCGCAACGUGCGAGUCAGCCAGGGGGGCGUCGCCCGGAUCGAUGGGAAGGUUAAGGGCUUCCCCGAACCCCAGGUGACGUGGUACAGGAAUGGGAAGCUGCUGAUUGCUGGGGACCACUACAGCAUGGAGCAGAGCACCCGCGGGGCCUUCAACCUGGUGGUGCAGGGGGUGGUGGAGGAGGACGGGGGCCGCUACACCUGCGAGGCCGUCAAUGACGCCGGGACCCGGCAGGUCACCGUGGAGCUCACCGUGGAAGGGAAGGCUGGGAAAAAAUAUAACCUUCCAUCUGCUGGCAGAUCAGUGGGCGGGCGGCUGGGAGUCGCUGCAGUGGAGAACAGGCCCAGCAUCUGGGGGGAGAGUCCCCCGAAGUUUGUGACAAAGCCCUCGCGCCUCAUCCUCAGAGCGGGACAGGGCGGCAAAUUCUCUGCCAAAAUCACAGGGCGUCCGCAGCCCCAGGUCCUAUGGCUUAUGGGGGAGGUGGAACUGCAGGCCGGAGAGCGUCUCAACAUGUUUGAGAAAUCGGGGAUCCACUUCCUGGAGAUUCGGGAUGUCCGGGCGGAGGACGCGGGAAUGUACACCUGCUCCGUGGUGAACAGCGCUGGCAAGGCCACGGCGACAGCCGAACUCAUCGUUCAGGGUUCAACUCCUGAAAUCACUGGCCCUGCACCCCCUGUGGCCCCCCUCACAAAAGCAGUGGACUCUCCUGCCGUGAAGCACACAAGUAACGGUCUCAUAACUGAUCCGAAACCCGUCCCGAUGAAGGAGAGGCUGGAGGUGAAGGAGACCCACGCCGCCAUCACUGUUAGAAAGGAAACUAAAGUGGUGGCAGAGUCUAGAACAGAGGCAGGGAGGACUGCUGCCGUAUCCCCAGAACCCCCCUCGGACCCCCGAGGUGUGGCCCAGAGCAGGGCGGAGCUCCAGCAGAGGACCACAAGUUCCAUCACCCUGCAGGCUGUGAGAGCGCAGCCACCCGGGCGAGCCGGACCGGAACCGCCCGGUGGGGCGACGGGGAGAGGGACCGGGGCGGAGAGCAAAGGCGCGAAUAGAACCGCCGAAAUUGCCCCAGCAGUGCCAGAGCCCGCCAAGGACGCCAAGAAGUUCGGAGGAGGGGGCAGAUUUGAAACGACAGGAUCGCCGCCCAAACUGGAGAUUCAGCCAAACAGCCAGGAUGUUCUGGAGGGGAACGACGUCAUAUUCAAAUGCCAAGUGUCAGGCUCCCCGGUGCCCACCCUGAGCUGGGCGAAAGACGGCCUGCCUCUGAGAGGGAGGGCGGGGGUGAGCGUCCAGCAGGAAGGGGACCUGCACCUGCUCUGCCUGGAGAGAGUGCGCAAGACCGCGGCCGGCAUGUACGGCUGCACCGCCGCCAACAGCAGGGGGAAGGCCUCCGCCACCUGGACUCUCAGUGUCAGGAGCCCGAGGUUGGAAGGCAGGGCCCCGGUGUUCACCAGUGUGUUGAAGGACUGUUCAGUGAGCGAGGGCCAGGAUUUCGUCCUUCAGUGUUCCGUGGAAGGGAAGCCCCCACCCCACAUCACCUGGCUGCUAAACGACAAUCCCAUCCCCUACACCCAUGCCUCCUUUGAGAACGGGAUGGCCCAGCUGAUGGUCCUCGAUGCCCUACCUGAGGACGAUGGCUUGUACACCUGCAUGGCAGAGAACCCCCACGGGAGAGCAACAUGCACAGCCCGAGUGAUCAUCAAAGAGAAGCAGAGCGCCAAGAGGACAGAGCCGGCUUCAGGUUCGGGGGAGGGGACGAAGCCGUCGGCUCCCGUGUUCCUCCGAGGCCUGAAGGAUCUGAAAGUCAUGGACGGGAGCCAAGUGGCCAUGACCGUGGAGGUGACCGGCAAUCCCCAGCCAGAGAUUGUGUGGUUGCACAAUGGCAAAGAAAUCCAGGAAUCUGAGGACUUCCAUUUUGAGCAAAAGGGGAAAGAGUACAGUCUGUUCAUCCAGGAGGUGUUCCCAGAGGACACAGGGAAAUACACCUGUGAGGUGUGGAAUGGAGUUGGUGUAGCACGCACCGAGGCCACCCUAACUGUGCAAGAGCCCCAGGACGGGGUCCAGCCCUGGUUUAUCACCAAGCCCAAAUCCGUGACAGCCACCUUGGGCCAACACGCCCUGAUCUCCUGCGCCAUCGCCGGAGACCCCUUCCCACAAUUCUUCUGGCUAAAGGGCGACGAGGUGCUGUCCUCAGGGGAAGACAUAGAGAUUCUCCACAAGGAGGAUGUUGUCUCUCUGCUCUUCAGGAGGGUGAAGGCUCACCAAGCCGGGGACUACGAGAUCAACCUGAAGAAUAAAGUGGGAGACUGCAGCUGUGUGGCGACUCUGCGGGUCAGCAGUGAGGGGGCAGGAGCGUCCGGCACGGAGCCUCAGCCAGCAGAGUCUUGUCAGAGUGUGGAGGGAGUGGACGGGACAGUGCGGGACAGAGGGGCAGUGAGUGAGGGACGCAGCAGCAGCCUGAGAGAGGAGCCGGCCAGCGCCAGGGGGCUUCUGAAGCGCCGCGUGGAGACCAAGGAGCACAGGGAGGACCAGAUCCGGCAGCAAGAGGCCGAGCAGCGGGACUUCCGCACCGUGCUCGCCAGGAAAGUCGCCACCAAGAGCAUUUCCGAGGAGGACCUGAAAGAGAUCAGCGCCGAGCAGAUGGACUUCAGGGCCAACCUCCAGAGGCAGGUCAAGCCCAAGACCCUGUCCGAAGAGGAGCGGAAGAUCAACUCCCCGCAGCAGGUGGACUUCAGGUCCGUCCUGGGGAAGAAAGGGGGCACCCCUAAAGCGGCUACCCCAGCCAAAGAGGAGCCCCAAAAAAACCAGGCACCUGACUUCAAGUCCGUGCUGGCCAACAAAAAGAAGCAGCCGUCCAUCGAGAACAACGGGGAGACCGCAAAGCCCAAAGCCCCGACGGAGAAAGAGAAAGAGAAGGAGAAGGAGAAGGAGAAGCAGAAGGAGAAGCAGAAGAACGAUGUUAACUGUGUGGACGGUGGGAUUAUCGAUAAGAAAACUAACAGUAUCGGGAAGGGAAAGGAGCCUGUGUUCACUCAGAAACUGAGUGACGUGACUGUGGUGGACGGGGAGUGCUUGCGGUUGCAAUGUCAGGUCACGGCCGAUCCCCCACCUGUCAUUACCUGGACGUUAGACGGGAAAGUGAUCAAGCCCUCAAAAUUCAUCAUCCUGUCUAAUGAGGGUGGCAAGUGCACCCUCACCAUUGACAAGGCCCUGCCCGAGGACGAAGGCCAGUACAAGUGCCGGGCCGAGAAUGCCGCCGGCAAAGCCGAGUGUGCCUGCAUGGUCCUGGUGGACGAUCCCUCAGACACUAACUCCACACCAGCCGACAAGAAGACCAAAAAGGCCUCCACUCCUACGACAGAGAAUGAGGCAAGAAUAAAGAAGCCAACACCAAAGACAGCUCCUAAACAGGUCGUUCCCCCUCAGAUUAUACAGUUCCCUGACGAUAUGAAGAUCCUGGCGGGAGAGAAUGUGGAAAUCCUCUGUAAGUUCGGAGGAGCCCAGCCCAUCACCUGCACCUGGCUCAAGUUCAGGAAACCGAUCCAGGACGGACAGGGCGAUAUAUCCAUCGAGACCACCGAUUCGUCGAGCAAACUGACCAUCUCGACCACCAACCAAGACCACUGUGGAUGUUACACUGUUGAGCUGCAUAACAAGUUUGGCACCAGACAGGCUGCCCUUAACCUCACCAUCGUCGACAAGCCCGACCCCCCGGCGCGUGUGCCCGCGGCCUCGGACAUCCGCAGGUCCUCCCUCACGCUGUCGUGGUAUGGCCCCACUUACGACGGUGGGAGCGCGGUCCAGUCCUACAACCUGGAGAUCUGGAACUCAGUGGACAAGGAGUGGAAGGAUCUCGUCUCCUGCAACAGCACUUCGUACAACGUCCACAACUUACUGCCUGACAGGGAGUACAAGUUCCGGGUACGAGCUGUGAACAUUUAUGGUGUCGGAGAGCCCAGCGCUGAGUCUGACCCAGUCACAGUCGGGGUAGAAGAAGAGGAAGAAAAAGAGGAGGCUGAGGCAUCCGAUGAUGAUGUGGAGAAAGAACCAGAAUACAGAGAUGUGGUCAUUAAGAAAGAUCAGAAAGUCAAGGACUUAUAUGAUGUGGAGGAAAGGCUGGGAACGGGGAAAUUUGGACAAGUGUUUAAACUUGUGGAGAAAUCAACUAAAAAAGUCUGGGCAGGAAAGUUUAUCAAAGCUUAUUCAGCAAAAGAGAAGGAAAAUGUAAGACAAGAAAUAGGCAUUAUGAACUGCCUGCACCACCCCAAACUCGUCCAGUGUGUAGACGCUUUUGAGGGCAAGUCAGACAUUGUCAUGGUUCUGGAAAUGAUCUCUGGAGGAGAGCUGUUUGAACGGAUCAUUGAUGAGGACUUUGAGCUCACAGAGAGGGAAGUCAUUAAGUACAUGCUGCAGAUUGUGGAUGGAGUGCAGUUCAUCCACAAGCAGGGCAUUGUCCACCUGGACCUGAAGCCUGAGAACAUCAUGUGUGUCAACAAGACAGGCAGCAGGAUCAAACUUAUCGACUUCGGCCUUGCACGUCGGCUAGAAAAUGCUGGAACCCUGAAGGUCCUGUUCGGCACACCUGAGUUUGUGGCUCCAGAAGUCAUCAACUAUGAGGCUAUUAGUUACGCUACAGACAUGUGGAGUAUAGGAGUCAUCUGCUACAUCCUGGUCAGCGGACUCUCCCCGUUCAUGGGAGACAACGACAACGAGACGCUGUCCAACGUCACCUCUGCCACAUGGGACUUUGAGGACGAGGCCUUCGACGAGAUCUCCGAGGAGGCCAAGAGCUUCAUCAGCAGCCUGCUGAAGAAAGACAUGAAGGCCCGCCUGACGUGCGGUCAGUGCUUGGAACAUCCAUGGCUGAAGCAGGACACCAAGAACAUGGAGGCCAAGAAGCUGUCCAAAGAGAGGAUGAAGAAGUACAUCCUGAGAAGGAAGUGGCAGAAAACGGGACAUGCGGUGCGAGCCAUUGGCAGACUGUCGUCCAUGGCGAUGCUGGCUGGGGUCAGCGCUAAAAAGGGCGGCUCUCCCACCGGCAACCCAAGCGAAGAUGAUCUUGCCAACCAGUUCUUGGAAACCCUGGAGGACGAGGAGAGGCCCCAGGCAAAGCCCUCCUUCAGCUCUGUUAUAAAGGAUGUGGAGGUGGUGGAGGGCAGCGCUGCACGAUUCGACUGCAAGAUUGAGGGCUACCCCGACCCAGAGGUGGUGUGGUAUAAGGAUGACCAGCCGAUCAAAGAGACGCGGCACUUCCAGAUCGACUACGACGAGGAGGGCAACUGCUCCCUAGUCAUUUCCGAAGUGUCCGGCGACGACGACGCCAAAUACAUCUGCAAGGCUGUGAACAGUCUCGGGGAAGCCACCUGUACAGCAGAACUAAUCGUGGAGGUCAUGGCAGAGGAGGAAGAGGAAGAGGAGGAAGAGGAAGAGGAGGAGUGAGUGGUACGAGAGACAGUCUUCUGUCAAACUUUAUUCUUAAUAGCUGCUUUUGUGAGGCACCCCCACUCUCUCUGACAGACUGACCAACGGUGGAAAAAUCGUGCUUGAAUCACCCUUUGCUAUGUUUGUGCACUUUCUUUUUUUCUUAAGAGUAAUAACACAAAUCAGAUGUUGAUAUUUAUAACAUUAUCGCAACAUCAAUGACAUUCCAGCUGAGGUUGUGUGUUCAAGAGAUUCAUAUCUGAGGCAUAUGUUAUCAAAGAGGUCCGCCGAUCAAAACAAACCCAAAAGCCACAAGUGUGCUCGUGUGUUUUCUUAUCAACAUUAUGAUCUUUGAUAUUACCAGAACUUUUGUUUUUUUACAAUGUGUUAUUUUAAAACUAUUUAAGCACAGAAUCCAUAUCAUGUUGUAGUUUGAGCGUCAGUUUUGAAAUAUCCCAGCAUGCACUUUUGUCCACUAUCUCUCGAUUUGCAGUUAUAAACAGAUCCAAUCAAGUAACACUAUUGAGAUGUAUGUAGACCAUAUUUCUUUCAAUUUUGAAAAUAAGAAAUGUAUCUGUUUGGCGAACUACAGAAUGCAAGUAAUGAGAACACUACAAUAUCAGUUUUUUUAAAUGUUUCAGAAUAAAUGUUAUCACAAAAGCAUGUUGUGAAUGGAAAAAUGAUCAAUAUUCUGUAUUGGAGAAGUUACAUGAAAAUUCACCACAGUCAUAUACAGGUACAUGUAGAUGCCAUUGCUGAUCAUUUAAAUUUAAGUCAAGGUGCAUUAUCAGUGUAGAAUACUUGGACAGACUGGUGUUGUACUGAAACGUUUAAUAGAAGACAACACGGUGUAAUUCAGUUGAAGAGAGAUUUUAGUCCAUACAGCAGUAAUACUGCACAUGGUUUUUAAAGUCCAUAUUUAAAAUAAAUAUUUGUCAUCAUUUAGAGGAUAAGAACAUUCAUUUCAAAUAGAAUGAGGAGGAAUGUUUUUUUCUUCUGAAAUACUCUCCUGUUGAAUGGAAAUUCAAUGCUUAUGGCACAAUCCUUUAAACAGUAAAAUGUUCACUCUAAAUUGUGAAUGGUGUGUUUGUAACUAGUUUUAAAGGUCAUGAUGAUUACAGCCACAGUCAAUUUUACAUAUGUAUUGCACAGCUUUGACAGGUUCAGUAUAUUUGAAGAAGAGUGUCUGCCAUGUAUUCUCUGGAAAGAGUGGCAUUUAUAAUCCAAAUGAAACGGCAAGCAUUUGCUCCAGUUUGGUCCACUAAAGUAAAAAAAUCAGAUUGGACAUUUCAGUGAAGAUCAAAGGGUGUUUUCAGAUGUUUUUGUACAGGCCUACAAUGUCAAGUUGUGUAUUAUGAUAAAAAAACAUGCAUUCUUGAAAUAUUUAUUGGUACUAGAAUAGAAACAUUGUACUUGCUGUAUU
Megalops cyprinoides (Indo-Pacific tarpon) is the source of this 7303-nucleotide messenger RNA. RefSeq names its product myosin, light chain kinase a (gene mylka). Gene Ontology annotation, molecular function: protein binding; ATP binding; protein kinase activity. Gene Ontology annotation, biological process: protein phosphorylation. NCBI's taxonomy places the organism in Eukaryota, Metazoa, Chordata, Actinopteri, Elopiformes, Megalopidae. The transcript is spliced from 32 exons. The coding region runs from base 376 to 5898 and encodes 1840 amino acids. The record is from RefSeq and is a predicted model, not a curated record.